AUGAACUUAUCAAUAUCACCUUCACUACCACCAUUAUUAUUGGGUUCAUCAAGUAAGGGUAACAACUACAACAACGAAAGUGACGAUAACGACAAUAAAUUCGACAAGUUUCAACUUCAAAGACCUCCUUCAUCGCGACAAAGAAGAAGAUCAAAUAGUUCGAGCAAUAUAUUGGCCUCAACUGUAAACGUAAAGGUGGUUCGUUCUCCUGCAAAGAGGGAUGCAAAUUUCGAUAAUACUUCUAACAAUAAUAAUAUUCAUACAAACGAAUAUCAUAAGUUACAUUCCUCAAGUCGUACAAUACCGCGUCCUCCUAGAUUAGCUUUCGACACAUCCUUUGACACUUCGGUUGACCUAAGGAUGCCAAUGACACCACCUUCAAGACAAGAGUAUAAAGCGCAUCAUCAAAGUUAUCAGCACAUGUUAUCACCAUGUAAUCCAAAUAGUCAUCGGGACUAUCAAGGAUUAACUGGAAAGGAAUCGAGAACAACAAGUUUCAGUAGUACCAAGAGUAAUAAGAGUAAUAAAAGUUCCCUAAGCAUGAAUAAAGUUUUAUCCGCUUUCUAUAAUGAACGUAUAGAGAAACAAUGUAGAAGGGGUCAGCGUCGCAAUCGAUUGACUAGACAAGUAUCAAUGCUACGGAAGGAAAUUGAUGUUGUAAAGAGUUCUUUAGCCGGAUUACAGAAAGAUCACAAGGUAAUGCUAGACGAGAAAAAACAAUUGGAACAACAAUAUCAAGAGGCUAAAUAUGAGGUGACAAAGACCUUGGAGAAUAGUGCCAAUGAUUUGAUGGAAUAUAAUGAAUUAUUAAAUGCCAAGAUGGAAAAAUUAACAAUGGAAUUGGGCGUGAUAUCAUCAACUGACAAUUCUCCCCUUUCUCCCCUUUCAGAUGAUAACGGUAUAAUAAGUGGUGACAAUGGUGAAUGGCCAUUGGAAUAUGAGAACAUUAUGAACAAUUGUGUGCAACAAGCAAAAAAGUUGGAGUAUUUACAAGCUGAACUAGAGAAAUCUAAACGAGAUUUUCGUUUAUUAUUGGACUUUAAAGAAGAAAUUGAAAAAACUUUGGAGGAUAAAGAACGUGAAUAUUUGGAACAGAUUCGACAUUGUGAGGCUGUUACCAAUGGUCAAUCUGGUAUGAUCGAUUCAAUGGAAAAAUUAUUAAGAGAAUUGGAAGAUAAGAUGGAUAAAUUAUUGUUGGAAAAGAGUGGAAAACGACAAGAACGUAUUGGAAAACACAAACAUAAUUCAAGUGCUAUAUCACAUUUAUCUGCGAGUAAUAUAAUAGGUGAAAAACAUGAAAGGAAGCGUGCUCAUAGAGUAUCCGUUGACAUAAAAAAGGGUUCUCCACCAAAUAAUUAUUCGAUUGACAAUUCUCCAAGUUAUACGCCUGCUGAAGAAUUGGUACCUGCAUAUUGUUUGGCUCCUCCACAGACACGUCGUCAAUCAUAUACAAAUCCAAUAUCGUUGUUUACGGACGAGGAACGAAUUCGACAUCAAUCUCGUUUUUGCCUAGCAAAAAGAUGGGUUGAAGAUGAUGAGGUUUCAAUAUGUCAACAUUCUAAUUGUAGUGUCAAGUUUAAUUUAUGGAAUCGAAGGCAUCAUUGUCGGAGAUGCGGUAAUAUCUUUUGUAAUACACAUAGUGCCUAUUCUAUGCUACUGUUUCCCGACGGUAGUGAGGAUUGGGGCGGUGUAUGGUCAAGAGUUUGUGAAGGUUGUUUUUCAGAUACAAAAUAA
This is a messenger RNA of Funneliformis geosporum, 1734 nucleotides long. The record is from the annotation of a GenBank genome assembly. Lineage: Eukaryota; Fungi; Glomeromycota; Glomeromycetes; Glomerales; Glomeraceae.